This is a messenger RNA of Spodoptera litura, 801 nucleotides long. RefSeq names its product rhodanese domain-containing protein CG4456. The record is from RefSeq and is a predicted model, not a curated record. Lineage: Eukaryota; Metazoa; Arthropoda; Insecta; Lepidoptera; Noctuidae.
AUGUCAUUUUUUUACAAAUUGUCAGUCAAAAAGUAUAAAAUUGAAAAAAAUAGAAAAGUACAAUUAGUUGUGAAAACUAUUUGAAGGAAAUACGUAAAACAAAUAUUCAUCAGAAUAUUUCAAUUAGUUAUUUAAUCAAUUAAGUAAAUUAUUGUUAUAAAAAUGUUGUCACGAGUAAUUCGUCGCUCGCUUCCGUCAUCUAUUCAAAUACGGCGAACGGCGGGAACUACAAAUCUGAGAAAAUAUUUAACAACCUUUCAUGUCCGUCAUGCUCCUCCAGUAACCCACAUUCCUAUUAUCAAUAAUUCGGUUCGAUCAAAUUCGGUACAAGUAAAUCUCGACGAUUCGACAGCUGACUAUGAUUAUGUAAAGAAUGCCACUAGAAAUACUGGUAUUUUAAUUGUUGAUGUUCGAGAGCCAGAUGAAGUUAAGGAGCAUGGCAAGAUACCCAAUAGUGUAAACAUCCCAUUGGGCAAUGUAUCAGACGUGUUGGGAACAAUGUCUGAGAAAGAUUUCCAGGACACAUACCAAAGGGCCAAGCCUGCUGAGAAUACAGAGAUCAUAUUCUAUUGCAUGAUUGGCAAGAGGUCUGCUAAGGCACAACAGAAUGCUAUCAAUUUGGGAUAUAAAAACACAAAGAAUUAUCUUGGCAGUUGGAAUGACUGGGCAAGCAAAACGCAAUAAAUUCGUAUUUUUAUCUACAAUGAUCGGAAUGUCCUUGCAUCUGUCUGCACAAACCAUUGUCUUAGUAAAAUAUAUGAUGUUUUGUAGUUGUCUUGUUAAUAAAUAAUUCUCAUUUAU